Messenger RNA from Vanrija pseudolonga, 1838 nucleotides. It is a transcript of the gene mirB, whose product is annotated as Siderophore iron transporter mirB. Gene Ontology annotation, biological process: transmembrane transport. NCBI's taxonomy places the organism in Eukaryota, Fungi, Basidiomycota, Tremellomycetes, Trichosporonales, Trichosporonaceae. Gene Ontology annotation, molecular function: transmembrane transporter activity. Gene Ontology annotation, cellular component: plasma membrane. The transcript is spliced from 3 exons. Bases 99 to 1838 code for a protein of 579 amino acids. The record is from RefSeq and is a predicted model, not a curated record.
UUCAGCGGCAACAAGGUCACCUUUGUCUACACAAUUUUAGACUCUCAGCACUUCAAAAGGCGCAUGUCGUGCUUGAUAUCACCACCAGCCCCACCGCCAUGAAGGUCGACCAGUCUGUUAGUCUCAUCGACACGGCUGCGGCAACGCACCAUGCCGCCCCGACCGCUCCAGACUCUCCUGUCGACGAGAAGUCUGCCCCUCCUGCCGACGAGGAGGCGGUCCAGACAGGUGUCAAGACUGCCGAGGCCAUUACCCAGACCUGGAGCAAGUCGUCCCUGCGAACCAUCUAUGCCUUCUUCUGGCUGACCUACGCGGUGAACGCGUUCCAGUCCUCCAUCACAGGCAACCUCACCGCCUACGUGACGUCUGGAUUCUCGCAACACUCGCUCAUCCCCACCAUUUCCAUCGUGUCCAACGUCAUGUCCGGCGUGGCCUACAUGGUCUUGGCCAAGAUUCUCAACUUGUGGGACCGCAGCUAUGGCUACCUCGCCAUGACUCUCCUCGCCACCCUUGGCCUCAUUCUCAGCGCAGCUUGCACCGAGAUCUACACAUACUGCACUGCCCAGGUCUUCUACUCGAUCGGAUUCAUCGGCAUCAUCUUCUGUGUCGAUGUGUUGACAGCCGACACAUCGCACCUGCGAAACCGAGGUCUUGCAUUCGCGUUCACCUCAUCGCCGUGGAUCAUCACGGCGUACGCUGGCCCAGCCAUGUCCCAGCGGUUCUAUGAAAGCAACUGGAGAUGGGGUUACGGAGCGUUCGCCAUCAUCCUGCCCGUCGUCGCCGUCCCAAUGUUUGUGUUCCUCCAAGUCCAAAAGCGUAGGGCGGUGAGACUUGGCGCCGAGAUCAAGGAGAAAUCAGGCAGGACUGUUCUCCAAUCGGUGAUCUACUACAUUGUUCAGUUCGACGUCCUCGGAGUAUUCCUGGUAUCGGCUGGCAUGGUUCUCUUCUUGCUCCCCUUCUCCAUCGCGACAUCGAUUGAAGACGAGUGGCGCUCGGCAUCGGUUAUCACCAUGCUCGUUAUUGGUGUCGCUUGCCUGGCAGCGUUUGUUCUGGUGGAGAGGUACUUCUCUCCCGUGCCAUUCAUUCCCUUCCAUCUUCUGUCGUCCCGCACCGUCGUUGGCGCUUGCAUGCUCAACGUGUCGUGGCAGAUUGCAUACUAUUGCUGGGCGUCGUACUUUACGUCGUAUCUCCAGGUGGUCUACAAUCUCUCUAUCAGCAAGGCGGGAUACAUUGCGUCGAUUUACGACGUUGUUGCGACAGUCUGGCUCCUGCCUGUUGGCUACCUCAUUCGUCGAACCGGCUACUUCAAGUGGGUGGUUCUUGUCAGCGUGCCCAUCUACACGUUGGGUGAGGGCCUCAUGAUCUAUUUCCGCAAACCUGGCCACCAUAUUGGCUGGAUCGUCUUCACCCAAGUCCUCAUCUCCAUUGGUGGAUCGGCUUUCACCCUUGUCGAGCAGGUAGCCGUUCUCGCCGCUGGAAGCCACAACGAUGCUGCCGGUAUGCUCGCUCUCCUCGGUCUUUCUGGAUACUUUGGUGGUGCUAUCGGCAACAGUGUAUCAGGCGCCAUCUGGACGAACACUCUCCCAAGCGCACUUCAGUCCCUCCUUCCUGAGGAGGCCCUACCCGACUGGGAGGAGAUUUACGAGUCGCUCGAAGUUCAGCUGAGCUACGACGUUGGCACCGAUGUUCGCACUGCCAUCUCACUGGCGUAUGCUCAAGCGCAGAGCCGCAUGCUCAUUGCAGGUACCGCCAUUAUGGGCAUGGCUCUGGUGUCUAUCUUGCUCAUCAAGAACAUCAAAGUUUCGGAUAUUGAGCAGGUCAAGGGUGUUCUCUUCUAG